GUCCACCUGGUUUCCUGUGUUGAGAAGAUGUUUUAUAAAACGAUACACUUAUAGGAAGACAAUCCGACUGAUUUAAAUGAUCGGACAGUCCAUCCUUUUAUAGUUUUUCUCUCACUCUACCCCAUAAAACUUCCUUAAUUUCUUCUUAAGCUAUUUUACGCUCCUUUUACUUCUUAUUUUGUUUCUCCGCCAAAAUGCAGAACGACUUGAGGUUAGCCGUAGUAUGUUCCAGUAAUCAAAACAGAAGUAUGGAAGCGCAUAGCUGUCUUAGUAAAAAGGGGUUCAAAGUACGAUCAUUUGGAACUGGUAGCCAAGUGAAGUUACCAGGGCCUUCACCAGACAAACCAAACGUCUACGAUUUCAAUACAACAUACGAUGAGAUGUACAAAGAUCUGCUGAGGCGAGACAGGGAACUAUAUACUCAAAAUGGGAUACUUCACAUGCUGGAUCGAAAUCGAAGAAUUAAACAAAGACCUGAGCGAUACCAAAACAAUAGAGAUCGCUUUGAUGUGAUUUUUACCUGUGAAGAAAGGGUUUUUGAUCAAGUUGUAGAAGAUAUGGAGAAACGAUUGAAGGAAGAAAAUCAAUCUGUCCACAUCAUUAACAUUGAAAUACAAGAUAACCAUGAAGAUGCCACCUUAGGCGCUUUUAUUAUCCUUGAUAUAUGCUCUUUGUUGGCAGCCUGUGAUGAUAUAGACAAUGAUAUAGAUGACAUCCUGCAAGAGUUUGAAGGCCGGUCCCACAGGCCCAUCCUACACACUGUGGUGUUUUACUGACUGUCCACUGGUGGACACUUCCACUUAAUCUAUCAUCUCGGGGAUAUGGUUUGAAAAGAGACACAUUUUCUCACAUCAGCAAGGCUGUGCUUCUGUAUGCUGACGGAGGGAUACUGUGCAGAUAGCUUUGACUUUAGGGGAGGACUGAGAUGUGUGUGAUUUGGGACAGGGCAUGAUGUCAUGUUGUUUGAUCAGGCAAGACAGAACAUACCCCAAGGGGCUACAUGUACAUAUGGAUUACACGGGAUGAUGGUUGUAUGACCUAUGAUCUAAUGGUACAUGCGGUCUUAAACGGGUUGUAGGUACACAGUACUGCUGAAUAGAAUUGUUACACUUGAGUGGGAGAACCCCUGAGGCUAUGUAAAGAGAGAUUGCCAAACGGUAGAAAAUUUGAGGUUCCAGCACAUUUUUGUCACUGAGUGCCUGUGAUUUCAUAUUAUACACAGGCUACCACCGAUAAUUAGGACUAAGGAAUCCUGCGAGAAUGGAGGAGUCAGGUUAGGUGUGACUGCAGGCAUUUUUCUGGGUUUGAGAUCUAUUUCUGAAAACCUGGUUGAGACCUGGAUUUAAGAUCUGUUUCACUCUUCCCAGCUCUGCAGUUUACUAACCUGAAACUCUUUCGAGAGUGUUGUCCUCAUUAAAUCAAAACUGUGCAUUACAAAAACAGUUUCCUUCCGUCCUGCGGUAAUUCUGACUUCGUAUCAUUUACUUAACCUUGGAUACUAUAGACCAUAACAUCA
This is a messenger RNA of Liolophura sinensis, 1516 nucleotides long. Its product is annotated as RNA polymerase II subunit A C-terminal domain phosphatase SSU72-like. Gene Ontology annotation, molecular function: phosphoprotein phosphatase activity. Lineage: Eukaryota; Metazoa; Mollusca; Polyplacophora; Chitonida; Chitonidae. Gene Ontology annotation, cellular component: nucleus. Gene Ontology annotation, biological process: mRNA processing. The record is from RefSeq and is a predicted model, not a curated record. Bases 195 to 776 code for a protein of 193 amino acids. The transcript is spliced from 5 exons.